Messenger RNA from Linum tenue, 2390 nucleotides. NCBI's taxonomy places the organism in Eukaryota, Viridiplantae, Streptophyta, Magnoliopsida, Malpighiales, Linaceae. The record is from the annotation of a GenBank genome assembly.
ACCAUUUUUGCACUCGUGGACUGCGAUAUCGGAAUUCUUUCUUUCUCCAUCUCGCCGGGAGCGCUUUAUCGUCUGCUCCGGAUAGCGAAAGUGAAGCUCGCAACUGGCGACCGGUAAAUUUCUGCGAAGUCUCAUUCUUCUUCUGCUUCCGUGUAGUCUUCUUUUUUCUGCCGCUGGUCUGUGUAACUUUGCCAGUAUGGAGCUCUGAAUCUGUACACCAGGUGUUUGAUGAAAUGCUUGACAGAGCUGGUGUUCAAUGUUCAUUCGCCUGCUACUGAUUGCUUAGAGACUAGCAGAACUAGAUUCAGUUUGUUCAACAGGCGGAGUUGCAUCUACAUUUCCUGGAAGUAUGCUUUCCAUGCGAUACUCGCUUUCCCCAUGGCUUGUCAAGACUUACCAGAGCUCCGUUAAACUCCCACCAGUAGCAUUGCCAUCCAAACGUAGUUCACUUGCCUCAGUAUGCUGCUACUGUUCCAAUUUGUCCCCGUUAGCCUCUACUCAAGUUCAUACUGUGUCAAGCCCAAGUCAGGACCACCAUUCCUCCGCUGAAAAGUGGGAACCUUUCCGUAAGAAGAAGGUUGUUCUGCGAGUGGGCUAUGUUGGUACCAAUUACAGAGGUCUCCAGAAGCAAUACGAUGAGCAUUCAUUGUCUACCAUUGAAUCAGAGCUGGAAGAUGCCAUAUUCAAAGCUGGCGGGAUUCGUGAGAGCAAUUAUGGGCAUUUAAGCAAAAUUGGAUGGGCUCGAAGCAGCCGCACAGAUAAAGGAGUCCAUUCGUUGGCUACAACAAUUUCGAUGAAACUGGAGAUACCAGAGAAUGCAUGGAAGGAGGAUCCUUAUGGCAUUGUUCUUGCUAGGACGGUUAACUCUAAUCUUCCAGACAGUAUCAGAAUUUUCAGCAUUCUACCUGCUCAGAAAAGCUUUGAUCCUAGAAUGGAGUGUGAUUUGAGAAAAUAUUCGUACCUUCUUCCCGCUGAGAUCAUUGGUAUCAAAAGCUUCUCUACUAUGGCUGAAAUUAAUGAGCACAUAUCAGACUUCAGGAAGAUGCUAAAUACCUUUGAGGGAGAUCAUCCUUUUCAUAACUAUACGGUCCGGGCAAAAUACAGGAGAAAAAGUCGUCGAAACAGACCUCCUGAAAAAAUUGGCCAUUUCUCAGAAGGAGACCGAUCAUCUAUUCAGAUGAUAGCCUCCGAUAGUGACCAGGAGAGCGAUGAAGAAGAAGAAAAAGAAGAAGAAAUGCUACCCGUUGAUGACAAUGUUCCUUUAGAUCACUCUGAAGCAGUUUCUGGUCAAAGUGGUGACCCGUUGAAGGAUCAAAGCUCAAGUGUUGCUGUCCGUGCAAGAUGGCUACACGAACCGGAUGUGAGAGACAGAAUAGGUGCUCCACACUUCAGAAGGAUUAUUCACUGUUCAUGCGGAGAGCUGGAGAAAUCAUCUGGACAUGACUUUGUUGAGAUUUCUAUAUGGGGGGAGUCUUUCAUGCUACACCAGAUCCGGAAAAUGGUUGGAACUGCAGUAGCAGUAAAACGUGGGCUGCUCCCAAAGGACAUCUUAACAUUGUCACUGGCAAAAUUUUCAAGGAUUGUACUGCCGCUUGCUCCUUCAGAAGUUCUGAUUUUGAGGGGAAGCAAUUACUCGCUGAAGAGAAAAGCUCGAGAAGGGACACGGCCCGAGAUGCAGGCAUUGGCCGAAUCAGAAGAAAUUCAAAGGGGAGUCGAUGAAUUCUACAUUAGCAAAAUGUUGCCCCAAGUGUCUCAGUUUUUGGAUCCAUCUAGGUCCCCUUGGCUGGAAUGGGUGGAGAAGCUGGAUGAACACACGCCUAUCCCCGAUGCAGAAUUAGAUCAAGUUAGGAGCGCCUGGAAGGCAUGGAAGGAGAGCUAUCCCGGUAGACCCAGCAUUGGUUCUGAGAACUUGUAAACCCAAUUGCAUUUCAGGAGUUCUGGCAUGCCCGGGUGUGAACUGUGAUUAGACUUAUGGCCGCCCAAGCGAAUUUUUGCAGUUGUGAUGCUGCUACUCAUGUGGAAGAUAGAGGAGAAGCGUAAGCUACUUCUACACCAAUUCCAUUUGAUAGAGACAGCAGCAGUUGAGUCUUAAUUUUGUGGGCAUGGACGGUCACAGACCUGUGCUAUUAAGAACACUGACCCCUUUGUCUUGACACUUGAACGCUCCCAUGACUCACUCGGUGGCAUUUUGGCAUGCAUACCGAAUUUCCACCUAAUUCACUUUUUGUCACUUAAUUAAGAUGGACAAUUUUUCAAGUCCUUUGUCUGUUUUACAGAAAUUGUAUUAGGUACACAUCCUUUCAUUAGUUUUAACGAACACAUCCGUGUAUCGUGUAUCACUUAUCCAUUUCUAGAUUGUGUGUUUCUUGUCCAAAUUGGUUACAAACAGU